Messenger RNA from Amoebophrya sp. A120, 5733 nucleotides. Lineage: Eukaryota; Dinophyceae; Syndiniales; Amoebophryaceae. The record is from the annotation of a GenBank genome assembly.
CGAGACUGUUGAAACGCAAUUUGCAGAAGCACGCCGACGACCAUGACGGUGCGAAGUUGGCCGAUGUUCUCCGCGCGGCGCUCACGCGCGAGCGCGUGCGGCGCAAGCCAAAGUUCCACUUUUUCGAGGAACCUCCGGCGAGCGGCGAGGAGGACGACGAGGAGGAAUUAUACCGCCUGCAGAAGGAAAAGAACCGCGAGGGAGCUGCAGAAGAAGAUGUGGAAAGUACUCGCGAGGAUGACCACGACCGGAAGAGACAGUACAAGCCCCCCGCACUCGUUCUGCCCACCAGAGUCCUGUCGCGGGAAAGGCUGCUGGCUGCCUCACCAUCCCCGAGGGCUGCGAGAGCCGCAGCGCGGAGCCCGAGAGCAGGUGGUGCCGAUGGUGUGACGCCGACUGCGUCCACCAACAUUUUUAACUUGGUUGCAUCGCCGACCGAAAAGAGUAAGCGAAUGAUAUUCGAGCUGCACCAGCGAGCCGCUAAAGGAGCGACAAGCGGCAAGGAUCUGCAAGGUGCUCCAGCGUUUGCGUUUCCUGAUCUCGACGAGUACGUGUUGCCAGCCUUGAUUUCGCCAAGCUCUAAAGAUCGACUAAUUUUUGAGCAUAGACGUGCCGCAAAGAAGGACUCGGGUAACAACACCAGCUCGGGCGCUGCAACGUUCUCCUUUCCUGGUGCCUCGACAGCCGAUCUUGAGGAGGUGAAUAGUGCCGAACAAGAACCGAUGCCUACAACGCCACGGCAGAUCUUUGCACAUCACCAGCAAUUAUCAUCGUCCGCAAAAGCGAAGUCCCGGUCUUCGAAGGCUAAAGCAUACUUUGCGUACCCCGGAGCAUCGACAGCGCAGUUGGGCGAGGGAGCGCUCAUGCGGCGACGGUUUGCCUCUGGUGCGUCUUCCGCGGAUCUCGACGCGAGUGCGAUGCUGGAGGUACUCACUUUGUCGCACGUCACCGCAGACGACGAGCCAGGUUCCCUUGGAAAAGCACAGGAUGACAGUACCGACGAGGCAGACCAUAUCACGACAACGCAGCCACUCGUUGAAGCUGAUUUGGCGCAGCGAUUUCUGCACAAGACACGCGUCCCCUCACCGACGAAGAGUUCGAAAUCCAGUGCCUGUCCGACGCCGAUUCGCAAGAGCAAGAGGGGCAAGCCGUCGGAGCUGCUGCGGAGCUUGCCUGAUGACGACAAAUUGCACGAAAGAAGAACAAGAAGUACCAGUGUCGAUGCUAGCAUGCGAAAAAGCAAAAAGAGCCAGCACAAGGAACUGUUCGCGAUGGAAUCGUUUAAUCUCCGUGGUGACAGGGCCGAGAUAGAAGCUGCAGAUAUUUCGGCGCUACCGGGAAGUCGGUCGAAUUCACCUGCCUGGAAGCGGCUGUUAAAGCAUCAUACUCAUUCAAGUAUACUAAGCUGAUGAAAAAUAUAGAUAUACAUCACGUGUUAUCCGAAUCCGAUUCUGAUUGUGAUUUCGACCAAGUCGAACGUACAACUCCCACUGUCCAGCUUGUGUGUCGUGCGUUACUUGUCGAAUGCGUGCAAAAGUGAGUGAUCGCAAAGAUGCUGAUGUACAUAGUUGUAGUUCAACUUUUUCAACAGGAUUUCAGUAAAAGCAUCUGCCUAGAUGUGGAUCAUAUUCACAAUAAAAUCACAUCUUCGCAGGUCAGCGGAAGCGACAAUCGUACAUUUUUUCCGAUGCUCUGGCUCGGGCUGCUUACGAUCCGCACGCGCAAGCCGAGGUUGAGCGGAUUCAAAAGCGAAACGAAAGAACGCGGAGUAACUCCCGCGAGCGGGAGCCCGCAAAGAGUCCCGAUAAUUACAACCUUUCCAGCAGGAGUCCACCUCCCGAGCAGGACAACCAGAACCAGACCACUAAGGCCGCUGCGAGAACAAAUAAACAGGAACAGCGUCCGCAGUACCGCAACGAGGAGCGCGAGCGUCGCUACGCUGCGUUGCAGGCGGGCACGUCCCCGCACCGCGCUGAGGUUCGGAAAGGAAGCUGGAACAGGCCAUGGGGCACGCCGGUGCGCGAAACGCGGUCGCAACAGCUGCGCCGAGAAUCCGUACGGAAGCAGCAGGAACAGCGAAAGUUGUCGAGCAAUCUCUUCGAUGGUACGGGCAUCGCUCAGGGGCCUCUCGCUAGUACAACCGAGGCUGUCCUACCUGGCAGCCCAGAGAACAAAACCUCUCGCCGGAGCCAAGUGCAAGAGAUUGCGCGGUCCAGUAAAACGCAAAGUGACAAACAUGCAGUACCUACCAGUGGCAAGCUACACUCCGACCUCGCAGAUCCGCUACUGACCCGCGCCUCUGCUGCAGAAAACGUUCCCGCGCGCGGAACUGCAUUGUCAUCUAACACAUACGAGCAGGUAGGCAUGGGACAGAAAAAUCCGGGGGAGUACGAGGAGGGUUUAUCCACGUCAUCGGGCGCCGUCGAAGAUGAAAGUGAGGCCGACGCGGAUAAGAGAGCUGCCAGCACGUCGACGUUUACUGUUUCCCAGCGCCGCCAGUCCAUCAGGCUAGACAAGAACGACCGAGGGACCGAAAAUAAGAGAUUGGGAACAAAAAACAAGACAUCCGUGACCACUUUACUGAAGGGUCGUCGAAAAGUGGCACCGGAUCAUGCGCUGCCGGAAAAGCGCCCGAGUACCACCGUUACUGAUAUUCACAUUUACCCGACGGAAACCUCCGCAGGCGAGCCACAGAACAAUCGCGCACACGACCGAGGGCAGUUGACGUCAAUCCUCGCGGGCUCCGACGAUCAUGUGGUCACCUCCAGUGCGGCCGCUGCCGGGGGCGGCAACAAGAAGGCCAAAGUGAAAAAGCCGAAAGUCCGUCCGCCCUUGGCCACGUUGAUGUUGCGGCAGUGGAGACGUUUGCUUUUCAUCGCCUUCAUCGCGGUCGGCUUUUUCUACCUGAACCGCGUCAGCUCUCUCUUGGAGUUGUCGGAGCCGGCGUUUCUCAAUUCGUUUUUCUCGGUGGCCACGUACCAGUACUUCAGCAUUCCGGACCUGGCCGUGGUUUUGGUCCUCAAAUUUUUCCAAACCAUUGUUGCGAUGGCGCUGCCCGUACCCUUGGGAUGUGUGGCGCCGUUCUUGGUCAUCGGCGCACUGGCGGGUCGCAUCAUUGGGCAGCUCUUUCUGCAAAAUGCGCAAUCUCUGCUGCUGGACAGUGGCUUGAGCAUCUCCGAUCAUACACCGGAGGUUCUCAGUACCGCGUUCCCCGGACAACACGGACAGGCCGGGAUGAACGGCGAUGUCGUGUUGGAGGCCGCAAGGCAAGCACGCUGGGCUUUGGUCGGUGCAGUUGCGUUCACGGCCGGCGGUUUGCGCGCUUUCUCCAUUGUACUGAUUUUAUGAUUUGGUGCAUCUUUAUUUUGAGUUUGAAAAUGUUUUCAAUACGACAACGACCGCGUCGUGCCAUGUUUUAGACAUGCACGUACUUGUUUUAUCGAAAGAAUUGGGAAAAUUGACAAGCACCAGCGGAACUCAAACAAGGUUGACUGUUGACAUUCAUCGAAGCACUUCAAAAAUAUUUUCGAAACAAAACUGCAGAUUGCCAUCGUGAUUGAGUUAAUUUUCCUUCCGGGCCUGUCGACGGAACUCAUCCUGGCAAGUUUUGUGAGCAUUUUUGUGAGCGUGCAAAUUACGGACUUUGGCAUCCUCGACAGCAUCGUGUUGAUGAAGGGCCUUCCAGCCAUGCCGACCCACCCCCCCGGCAACUUUUCGCAGCGAACGGUGCUGAAUUGCGCGGUGAGAAGGUUCGUGCAGGUCCCCAGGUUCUGCAGUUACGCAACUCUGUGGCAUCAAUUGCGAAAGGCUGCAUACAUCCACCACAAAAUAACGCAUGAUCCGAGGACGAAUGACUCGUCUGCAGAAAAAGAAAAUCCGUCUGGUCCCGCGACACAGGUAGAGCGAGGCCAAGCCACACAUCAAGUCGGAAUAGACGCGCCCGGGGCUGCUCCUGCACCUCCGCAUCAAACUCCAGCUUUCAAUUUCGCAUCCUCAUUUUUCAAUAAAACGAAAAGAACUAAAACGUUCGAAAGCGGCGUGUUCAAUGCCAGCUUUAUGUCGAACAAUGAAAUGCAAAUGUACGAGAAAAGUGACGAAGAGCGAGAGGGCAGCAGCACUUUUGACUAUCCGGCGGACCCGCCGCCGGAGGGGUUUGGUCAGGAAGUCGUACCCAUCGUCUCGGACGGAGCGCUUGUGGGAGUCAUCGGUGCUGUGGAUAUGCGCCUGCAGUUGCAGGAGCUGGGGCUCCCGCUGUGGAGAUCGGAGUUUCCGAACGAGGCCGAGUAUCAGACGCUGCUGAACUUCAACCACGAACGCGAAAUGGAGCGCACCGUCAUACAGCUGAGCGCGGAGGAGCAUCUCCGGAGGACCACCAAGCGCGCAAUGUCGUCCACAACUCAGAAAACAUUUGGUAUUGGUGCAGCCGACAAUUCGGGUAAAAAUUCUAAAUCUCUUUCACUUUCACCUUCUCCCCCUGAUGAAGAUGAUCCAUCUGGCCCACCUCCUGCCGGAAGUACAACCGGCACGACACAACUGAAGACACAGUCAUCGUCAUCCUCCUCGAAUGCUGCUUCUACCCAGCACGACCUCACUGCUUCUCCGCAUGUUGGAAAAAAACGGCCAAAGGCCGAGGGGGAAGCGCUAGACUUGGCUGUCGAAUCCGUCAUGAACCGGCCUCCCAGUUUCCGCAUCAGCGAAAGAAGGUCCAACCAGGUCACCGAGGCUUUCCUUCACAGCAGAAACUUUCUUUUCAGUGCGAAACAUCAAAACACGACUCAAUCGCUGCUUGCGUCCCUGCGCGACGAGGAAAUAACCGGAGUACUACCCGGUGGCGACACAAUGAUCUCCAGCAGUCUUCGGGGUGCGAGCAACCUGCAAAUAAUCAAGGAAAUCGAUCAGGAAACCAUUGGUGGUGAGCCUGAUACAAUGGAGGUUACAGAGGGAGCAGACGACGACGAAGACAUUAUUCGAGCUGCACUUUCCAGCACCCAUGAGCACCAACGACUUGCGCUUUUUCGCGAAGCAAUCAGCGCCCCGAUCGACCUUUUGAAGAGUUUGCAUCACGUGCACACGCCCCUGCUGAUUGGGCACGAGAUGCUGGCAACCGACGCGUUCACCCUGUUGAACUUCUUGCAGAUGAAAUACGUUUUUGUGCUGAAGCCGCACGGCGAGGACGCUGAAGCAGAUGCAGAGGGAGACAACGAGCGAGAGAAGAAAACGAUGCCAACCCCCAAAAAGCACGUCCUCGCAAAGCCGGACAAAGCAGUCGAAUCGGAGCUACUCGGAUAUUGCACCAUUGAAACACUGCUCAAGAAGGGUCAUAUUGCUCCUACAUAGAAAUGAUAAAGUACGGAGACGCUCGACUACACCGAGGUAAACUGCAUGCAAAAGCUGAUAAAAAAUUGUGCAUGCUGUAGAUCAAAUUCAAAUACGGAUACCAAUUAUUGACGAGUUUUACAUGAAAAACAUGUCGUCCUGCUGCACAUUCGGGGCGACUAGCAAUCCAAGUCGAGCCUGAAUGUUGUUGUCACGUUUGCCUGUGCCUUUUCUAGCGGUAGUUGUGUGUUGAUCUUAUCCAAGAUUGAAGCAGUAUACCGACCAGUAAGCAGUAUUUCGAAGAAGAAGAACAAGAAGAAACUCUCUGGGUUGUUGUGCCCGCGAGUCAUUUUUGGUUGAUCGGGGCGCGUCGCUCACCGUCGUCGCUCAACGUGUUUGCGAGACGUGAAGAACGAG